AUGGAUGUAUCUAAAUAUACUUGGAUGCAAGAUGGAUGUAUCCUAGUUGUUGAGAUAUCUGGCUCUGUUGCUCCUCCUCCUGUCAAGAUUCUGAGCUAUGCGGAUGAUCUUGAGGUGUUUUUGUCUUCGCCAGAAGAGUGGUCUGUGUUGUUGUCUGUUCUUGAUCUGUAUGGCCGAGCAUCUAAUGCGAAAGUCAAUAUCAGCAAGACAGUGUUGGUGUCGUUGUCUGGUGUGUCCCACUCUGCUUGGGUUGCUUUGGCUGAUUCUACUGGUCUCCAGUGGCAUGACGCUCACUCUCGUGGUGCAGUACGUUACUUGGGUUAUCCCUUGUAUCAUACUGAAAGUCAACUUCAAGACUAUCUUGAUGGUGUCUUGGUGAAGGUCCAGCGACACAGUAACUUGUUGAAACAAAGGAAUCUCUCCAUUAGGGGAGCAGGACUAGUGGCUAACUCGUUACUGUUGUCAAAGGUAUAUCAUUUGUUGCGUGUUGUUCCUGGUGGUGGUGUAACUGCGUCGUGGUUGAAGUCACUCACAAAGGUGGUUCGUGAGUAUCUGGUGUCUUUUCGCCCUGGUGUUGCCUGGUCUACUUUGUGUCUUCCUCGCAAAUUUGGUGGUGUUGGUCUCGUGGAUAUAGCAGAUCAAAGCUUAGCUUUGCAUCUUGUCUAUUUGCAACGUUUGUUGCGUCCACCCUCUCCUAAUGAUUUUGUCUCCUCUUGGUUGGUGUAUGCCUUUCAAGUUUACACUGGUCAUAAGUCCAUCUUGCCGUGGUUUUGUUUUCCUGGUCUUUACCAGUCUCGUGUGUCUUCUGUGCCUGUUCUAAAACAUCUCGGAAAGCUUCUGUUGAGAUUGCCAAAGUUAGUUCCUUCCUCUGGUUGGUCUGCUAGGUGGUUUCUUGAUCUUCCCUUGUGUUCUGUACUCAGUACUGUGCCUUCUGUUCGUCCUCCUCGUAAUCCAUCAUCUCUUGAUCCUCGUUUCUUGGUGUCGGAUGUCUCUUUCUGGCAACCUGAUCUAGGUAUAGUUGAUGGUGUCACCUCUCAUCUUGCUUGGUCAUCUCGUGUUUUGCGCCCUGUUUUUCUAGCCUUGAACCGUGAUCGUGGUCCUGUCUCUCUGGUAUUCCCGCCUGUCAUGGAUAGUAAGAUAGUCUUGUCUCAAGCAGACUAUUUUACUAUGCCCCGUUCUGAUGGAGCUACCUCUUGGAUGCCAGAUUGUACUCAUUGGACUGUCUCCAACUCGUCUCGUUCUGCUGCUCCGGUUGCUCGUCUCUCUCUUGGUGCUUUGCGAAGGUAUUGGCACCGUGCAAAGGGUACCAUUACCUCUCGUAUGGGUCCUCCCUUGAAGUUGCCUACUCAUUUGUUGCUGUCUCCUGCUUUGUGGCGUACUUUCUGGUCCCUGGAAAUGCCUGCAAAGGCUUUCACACCUUGGUGGCGAUUGCUACAUGACCGUGUUCCGCACCGUUCGUGGUGCCAUAAGAUUAUGCCUACCAAAGUUCUGUCUCCUGCUUUUGCUCUUUGCGGUUUUGCUACAGAGGACCUUUACCAUUUCGUGGUGGGUUGCCAUGUCAAGUCAUUUUUCUGGCAGGAUGUAGUCUCUUUGUUGUCACUUCAAGAGCUACUCCCCUCUGCUUCUUCUACUGUAGGGGGAAAAACUGUCCUGUUCGUUUAA
Molecule: messenger RNA, 1662 nt
Organism: Mucor velutinosus
Lineage: Eukaryota; Fungi; Mucoromycota; Mucoromycetes; Mucorales; Mucoraceae
Exons: 2
Coding region: 1-1662 (553 amino acids)
Source: RefSeq, a predicted model, not a curated record